This is a messenger RNA of Alternaria alternata, 987 nucleotides long. RefSeq lists its product as hypothetical. The transcript has 4 exons. NCBI's taxonomy places the organism in Eukaryota, Fungi, Ascomycota, Dothideomycetes, Pleosporales, Pleosporaceae. The record is from RefSeq and is a predicted model, not a curated record. The coding region runs from base 1 to 987 and encodes 328 amino acids.
AUGGCGCUUGACAUCAUCCCUGCAACCACCGUGGUCACUCUGACCUCGGUCAUGCUUGCGCUUUCCUGGGCUACCGCUAUCCUUCGAUUAUUGGUUCGUAGAUUUAUCAGAAGCCUGGGUGUAGAUGAUUUGCUAAUAGUCGUGGGCUUGAUUCUAUUCUCACUCUCUGUAUCUUGCUCCAUCGUAUCCAUCUCCCAUGGCAUCGGCAGGCCGGACAAGAAAAUAGAUUACAAUUCCCUGAUUGUGGGUGCCAAGUGGUAUUGGAUUUUUGGACUCUUUUACGCGCCGGCAGGACUGGCUAUCAAGUGCAGUAUCUGUGCUAGCCUGCUCCGCUUCGCGAAAAGCAGGGCCUACAAGACGAUACUGUACACGGUAAUGGCCCUGAGUACUGCAGCGACCAUCACCGUAACUGUGGCAUUGCUUUCACGGUGUACUACAGUCGCAGCUAAUUGGGAUCUUACCGCCGGGACUUGUAGCAGCCCCGAUGUGCUUAGGGCUAUCACCUUUUUUUUAUCAGCCACGUCCAUCGUGUCGGACUUGGCCUGCGCAAUUCUGCCUGUAUUCGUCUUAUGGGAUGUGCAGCUCCGACUCAUGUCAAAAAUCGGCGUCCUUUCCCUAUUUGCCUUGGGUUUUCUUGCUAGUUUUGCAACGAUCAUCCGUCUUGUAUACUUCGCUUCCAACACUAGCACCAAGGACUACCUAAAUAACGCUGCCACUCUGGGCAUGUGGACGUUUGUGGAAUUAGGCAUUGGCAUAGUAGGCAGCUCUAUCGCCACUUUUAAACCCCUGUUUCGCAAGUCACUGUUCAGCAGUUGUUCGUCACAAGCCGGACGACCAAAUAAUAUGGGUGGUUCGGCUCAGUCGCACCGGCUAGACGGCUAUACGCAUAGCUUUAAGUCUGCACGUAUUUCAGCACUUAAGCAAGAAGAGGCAGAGUACUCUAAGAGGACGUCAGAUGCGGAAAGUCAAAUACGUAUGCUAGAAUAG